CAGAAAAGACACGCACCACCCGGAAGGCCUUCCCGCCACACUCCAGAGCGGGCGUGAGGGGUGCUGAUGGCGGAGGGAGAGGCGGAGGCUCCAAAAGAGAGUGGUGGUGGCGUCGACUCAGGAGCGGGCGCGUCAGAACGAGGAGUGGCGCCUAUUAAACCUCAAUACCUCACCACCAAGGAGCAGUUUCACAAAUUCCUGGAAGCCAAUGGGCAGGAGAAGAAGCCUUGCCAGAAAACCGAGGCCAGAGACUCUGGUGGCAGUGACCUGGCUGAGCCUGAGGCCAAGCGGAUCCGACUGGAGGAUGGACAGACGGAGGAUGGGCAGGAGGAGGACAGGCAGACGGGGGACAGGCAGACGCGGGAGGCAGUUGAGCGCGGGGAGCGGCUGCAGGCUCAGAAGAGGGCCCGGGGCCAGAACAAGGGCCGGCCCCACGUGAAGCCCACGCACUACGACAAGAACAGGUUGUGCCCCUCGCUGAUCCAGGAGUCAGCCGCGAAGUGUUUCUUCGGCGACCGCUGCCGCUUCCUGCACGACGUGGGCCGCUACCUGGAGACCAAGCCCGCUGACCUGGGGCCCCGCUGUGUGCUGUUCGAGACCUUCGGCCGCUGCCCCUUCGGCGUGACCUGCCGCUUCGCCGGGGCCCACCUGGGGCCCGAGGGCCAGAACCUGGUGCGGGAGCAGCUGGCGGGCGGCUGUGGCCCGCCCCCGCCUGUGCGCAACGGCCUGGACAAGGCCCUGCAGCAGCAGCUGCGGAAACGCAAGGUCCGCUUCGAGCGCGCCGAGCAGGCCAUGCGUGAGAUGAGCCGGGACCCGCCACGCGGCCCUCCCCCCGCCGCCGCCCCCGAGGUCACCUCCGCGUCGCCGCGACCGAGGGGUGCUCCGGGGCAGAGCAACUGUGACCAGCAGGUCACGGCAGGGCCCCGCAGCGGCAGCCCUCCCGACAGCCCCCUUCGGACCUGUGGGCCCCUGACGGAUGAGGACGUAGUUAGGCCGCGGCCCUGUGAGAAAAAGCAGCUGAAUAUCAGUGGCAAACUGUACCUGGCGCCCCUCACCACGUGCGGGAACCUGCCCUUCCGCCGGGUGUGCAAGCGCUUCGGGGCGGACGUGACCUGCGGGGAGAUGGCCGUCUGCACCAACCUGCUGCAGGGCCAGAUGUCCGAGUGGGCCCUGCUCAAACGCCACCAGUGUGAGGACAUCUUCGGUGUCCAGGUCAGUUCCCCGAGGCGGGAGGGGCUCCCGGCCGCGGUGUCCCGGGCCG
Messenger RNA from Carlito syrichta (Philippine tarsier), 1261 nucleotides. RefSeq names its product dihydrouridine synthase 3 like (gene DUS3L). Lineage: Eukaryota; Metazoa; Chordata; Mammalia; Primates; Tarsiidae. The record is from RefSeq and is a predicted model, not a curated record. Gene Ontology annotation, molecular function: RNA binding; metal ion binding; tRNA dihydrouridine synthase activity.